Molecule: messenger RNA, 1959 nt
Organism: Aspergillus bombycis
Lineage: Eukaryota; Fungi; Ascomycota; Eurotiomycetes; Eurotiales; Aspergillaceae
Product: putative FAD monooxygenase
Exons: 5
Coding region: 1-1959 (652 amino acids)
Molecular function (GO): FAD binding
Source: RefSeq, a predicted model, not a curated record
AUGACUUCAACCCCGAGUGACACAGCUCGGACCGACGUUCUUAUCGUCGGGGCCGGUCCGGCAGGAUUAAUAGCCGCCGCAUGGAUGGCUCAGAUGGGUGUGCAGACAAUGCUAAUUGACCAAAAGUCACAUCAGACGCAAUGCGGCCGCGCCGACGGACUGGAAAGCCGAACGUUGGAGAUCCUGGACAGCUUUGGCCUUGCGGACCGAGUCUGGGCGGAAGCAAACCAUACGGUAGAAAUUGCAUUAUGGGGCGUCACGGUCGACGGAAAGCUCCAGAGGCAGAGCGUCACUGCAAACUCCAAGCCCGGAUGGUCGCGAUUCCAUGAAUCCACCCUGGGCCAAUCCAAAGUGGAGGAAUAUCUCAUGGAAUAUGUCCGUGGCCGGGGGUGCGUCGACGUGAAACGAGAGACGGCUCCAACUUCUUUAGAGAUCGACGACGGGGUCAUCGAUGACCAUAGCACGUUUCCGAUCCGCAUGCAUUUGGAAAAUGUGGCUUUUAGACCGAAGUCCCAUUUCGAUGGCAUAAAGACCCCCGGCAGUGAUACGAGCAGCGAGCCUCAUUCGGAUGACUCCGGAUAUGUAGGGAUGGACACCGUGGUCGAAGCCAAAUACCUCGUGGGAUGUGACGGCGCACACAGCUGGGUUAGGAAACAACUCGGGCUCCGUCUCGAGGGGGAAAGCUCGAAUGACUCUUGGGGAGUUCUGGAUAUUAUCCCCCUCACGAACUUCCCCGACAUACGGAAACGGUUCAUCGUGAAGUCAAAACACGGAACUCUCAUGAUGAUACCGCGGGAAAGAAAGCUCGUCCGCGUCUAUGUUGAGCUGCCCGACGAUGUAGCCAUGCGAUACAGAGAAGAGCAGGACGGCGAGAUCCUCAUGAGCCAGGUCGAGCAGAUCAUGCAGCCGUAUAUAAUGAAGACGAAGCAUAUCGACUGGUUUACGAUUUACACGGUUGGACAGCGAGUCUGUCGAAAAAUCGGGUUGCGGAACCGUAUCUUCCUUGCCGGUGAUGCGAUUCACACGCAUUCGCCCAAGGCAGGCCAAGGAAUGAACGUAAGCAUGCAAGAUACGUUCAAUCUGGGCUGGAAACUCGCUUCAGUCGUCCAAGGCAUCUUGCCCCCACGGAUCCUCGAGACUUACCAACAGGAGAGGCUACCUGUGGCCGAAAGAUUGAUCGCACUGGACAAGCGGAUUUGCCGUGGAAUGUGCAGUGGCAGGGGGGCGGACGGCGAAACAUUCCACGGUUCCUUCGACGAGGACCACAAGCGAGCGCUGGAGGAAGAGAACUCGUCCGCCUCAGGUCUCGCUGUUGUUUAUCGGCCGAAUGUGCUGGUGACAUCUGGCAUGACGGGGCCGGAACCAGCAAAUGACGGCGGCAGCAAGCCCCGUCAGGCGACAAACCUCCGGGUAGGGGCGCGCAUUCCAAGUAUGCUGAUCAUUAACCAGAGUGACGCGCAACCAUGCCAUUUGCAGCGUAUCCUGCCCAGCACGGGGGAAUGGAGCCUGAUCAUAUUCGGUAGUGACAUUGCAGAUCCGAGCCAGAAGCAACGUCUCAGUCACCUGGAAGUAACCCUCGGCCACCCCGAGUCUAUGAUCCAGAAACUGAACACUCACGCAAGCACGAUGAGGCGUGGCUCUGCGUUCGUCAGAAUAUAUCUGAUCCACUGUGCGGAAAGACUUGGUAUCGAGCUUCACGAUCUGCCCACGGUCUUCCGGCCGUGGACGGAAGACAAUGGGAUGGAUUACAGUAGGGUAUGGGUGGACGAGGAAGCAUACCACCACGCUGGCGGAGGUCAAUUGUAUAACUCCUUCGGAAUUGGGCGGGAGGGUUGCAUGGUAUUAUUGAGACCAGAUCAGCAUCUGUCGUUUCUAUCGGACAUGGAUGAUGUUAAGGGGUUGGAACGCUUUUUGAUGUCCAUCACGCCCGAGGAAUCUCGUACUCCAGUAAGAUGUUAG